This is a messenger RNA of Nothoprocta perdicaria, 452 nucleotides long. It is a transcript of the gene RAB13, whose product is annotated as RAB13, member RAS oncogene family. The record is from RefSeq and is a predicted model, not a curated record. Gene Ontology annotation, cellular component: trans-Golgi network transport vesicle; synaptic vesicle; endosome. Lineage: Eukaryota; Metazoa; Chordata; Aves; Tinamiformes; Tinamidae. Gene Ontology annotation, biological process: protein localization to plasma membrane; cellular response to insulin stimulus; Golgi vesicle fusion to target membrane. Gene Ontology annotation, molecular function: GTP binding; GTPase activity. The transcript has 7 exons. The coding region runs from base 86 to 445 and encodes 119 amino acids.
AUCGAGGGCAAGAAGAUCAAGCUGCAGGGACACGGCGGGACAGGAGCGCUUCAAGACCAUCACCACGGCCUAUUACCGCGGAGCCAUGGGCAUCAUCUUGGUGUACGACAUCACGGACGAGAAGUCCUUCGAGAACAUCCAGAACUGGAUGAAGAGCAUCAAGGAGAACGCGUCCGCCGGCGUCGAGCGGCUCCUCAUCGGCAACAAGUGCGACAUGGAGAGCAAGCGCAAGGUGCAGCGGGACGACGCCGAGAAGCUGGCCAGGGAGCACGGGAUCCGCUUCUUCGAGACCAGCGCCAAGUCCAGCGUCAACGUGGAAGAGGCCUUCCGCACGCUGGCGCGGGACAUCCUGCUGAAAAGCGCCCGGAAAGCAGGCCAGAGCACCAAGGCGCCGCUGGAGCUGGGCUCGCAGCGCAAGGGCGGCUCCAAGUGCUCCGUGGCCUGAGAGCCGC